CAGCAACAAUGCCACCUUCUACCGCUACGUAGAAUUACGUACAGGUGUAUGUAAGUAGGCUAAUUUCCAUUAACAGGCUAAUCAAAUAAAUUGCAAGCCACACUCAAACACUGCAAUGUUCCGGUGAAUUCUAACGGGCCGUUGGUAAGCACGCAGCGACAUGAAGCGAAGCUUAUGAAUGCUUAGCCUACUACACAUGCCUUUUUAAUUUCAUCUUGUCUCGCAACAUAGCCUACGUUGGAGGAAAGGCAACGCUAUGGACUGCCAAUCUGAUGACUGAGGUAUUAUUCCCACUACCGUUACAUGUGGAGCAGGUGUAUCAUGCUUUAUAGCUGUAUGAAAAAAACUUGUCUAGUUUAUUCCGCUAUAAUUGUUGAACAAAGUUAUUUUAGAACAAUUGUUGCUGAGUAACCUAGACAUGUGGCAACACAUUUUGAGCAGUAGCCUAAUAUAGAAUGCAGUUGCAGCAGAGGCAUAGGCUAUAGACAUGCUUGCUAAAAUUCAGAUAGCAUAUAAAGGGUUCAGCCCACCUAAAAUGCACAGGGCCAAAGUACUGUAAUUGCUGUGAUUCUACAUUCCCCUAGAUGGCGCUGCUUCAUGUUGGUUUGCUGGGCCACUUUAUGUUGCGUAGCUAAAAAAGAUCAAAAAACUAUUUUUUUCCUUUUCCCCUCUCAUCAAGUGAAUCGUUCGAUGAAGACAGAGUGAGAUAAAUAUAGUGAAACGGACCACUUAACACACGGGAGAAAUCAUUUCCAAUAUUGGUAUUAGCUAGUAAAAGUGGUAAGAAGCUUUAGUUAUUGUGAACUGCCGAUUACACCUUUUUUUUUCCUUUGGAAAAAAGUUUAAGAAUCACCGGUGAGUAAAACAGAAGGGAAACUAUUUGCUAGCAUGCUACCUUAAGUUGAUUAAAAAUAAAAAGAUAAGCUAUUCUAAUAAUUCUAAACUAUGUGCAUUUGAUGUUACUUUGCUAAUCCUGUUAUGUCCUUUGAUAAUUAAAAAAAAAACAGUCGGAGAUGAUUGAUAUGGUUAUCUUUGCUAAUUUACCGCUGCAAUUUGGAACACCAUCUUGUUGCAUACAUGUGCGUUGUUAAUGAUGAGAUGGCGUAACGUGAAUUCAUGUAUGUUUACUCAGCUACGAGGUUACUCUAACGGGCUAAUGUUUGGAGGCUUAAUGCCAGCGUAAAGAAUGUUUGCAACGCCUUUUGCCGUCCUAUUCGUGGCUAUAUGAUUUUAAUGAGUUCAGUAACUUUCUAGAUUAGACAUGCUUAAACCUGUAAAAUGUAGCACUUUGCACUAUUCACGUGUAUAUUUACUGACUUUGUCUUAAGUCAUAUUUGAGGUGGUAUGUUAGACAGUGCAUUAUGCUCAUGUUUAAACUGAGUGAUAUAGAAUUGAAUUUGAGUUACAGUGAUUUUGAAUGUGUUAGUGACAAAGCCAUGUGCAGCUACUAAUUAGAUGUUUUGCAUUGCUGUAUGCAGAUUGUUAUUUUUGUUGUGCAUAUUCUGCCACUGUUGAGAGAGAGAGAGCGAGAGAGAUUUUCUACAGCGAGCCAGUGAUUCAGCGAUUCAGCAAUUCUGGAGUGUGACCGUAACCAGUGGCCAUCAACCCUCCAGUGCACGCUUUUGGAUACAUCAUACAGAUACGAUUUAUGAGAUCUCCAACGUUAUCACAAUCUGCCCGGGUAGUGAUUUAAAACAAGGCCUUUUAUUCAACAAACCACACAGGAUUUGAACUGAAACGCAACUGAGUUGAACAUUGAACUAAUUGACUGGACAGAUUUUUCUUUUAAACUGACUGACUGUUUCGGGGGAAUUUCUGAUUGUUGUUGUUUUUUCUGUGGGAUUCACAAUCCUUGUGGAAUGUUAAAAUAAAUGUUUUGAUACUGCUUUUGCUAUUCAAACAGCGGUCGUAGCCAAUUCACUUCAAGAGCCGAACCAAAUUCUGAUUCCUCGUGCUUAAAUAUCAUUAACAGGUUAUUGUGACAAUCUCAUCGAUGCUUUAAGAUACGUUAGUUACAAGGGGUGAUCACUAUACACAUAGAUCCAGCUGCAGGGAGCAGCAACGUUUCGCCGAUGUUAUGGGGUUUGCCUGUCUUCGCUAUACGUAGCACGACACAAUAAGAUGCUUCUGUAGCCUUCAUGUUAAUAGUGCCAAACGACUGUAUUAUGCUUUUUUUGCUUCCUUUAAAAAAAACUCAACCGGCUUGUUCACUUAACUUGUGUGGUUAGCUUCAAUGUGACGCAGAAGUUUGCAUGGUCUCAUGCUAUCAUUUGCUAGCACCUCCUUGCAGACCACACACUGCGGCAGAAGAGCAGCCUCGGACCCCGACCAGGUGAAACCUAACUUUAAGUACUCAGGAUCAUAUUUCAUACAUUUUUUGCUGGGUCCUGUCUCCUCCCGUAAUGCUGUGUUAGGAAACGACGCAUUUUAAAGCUAAUACACGCACGCACAAUUAACGAUAUCAAUAGAGAUGCAUACAGAUUUGUACAGAUGUGGACCGUUAUGUUUUCUUCAUGUAUUGAAAACCGCUGAUUUAGAGUACUUUACCUGGGGUCCACAAGAGUUGCGACACUGAGAGCAGUAAUUUUUUCAACAAUGGCAAACUUAUCAUUCAGAGUACUUUGCACAUUACUGGCCAGUUUCUGCGCCAAGUGGUUUGCCAUUGUUGUACAAAGUCUGCUGGUACGAUGUCUUAACAUCUUAACCAUGGGAAUGACUUUGGAGCCAGACACUCGUUUUUCUUCAGACAAUUCGACAGCGGCUGGAUUGAAUGGCUUCAGAAUAGAGCCCUGCACGGGCCAAAAACUCCAGCCCUAACCCGGUGUUCUGACGGAACACCAUACCCAUCAGAAUGGGAUACCUUCGGUUAAUGCGCAUGCGCAGCAGUGAAAUUUGUGGAAUUGCGCAUGCGUUAAAUUCAAACCAUCAUUUCAGCAUACCUAAGAUUACAAGCGGUAAGUGUUGGUGUAUUCGGUAAGUGUUGGUGUAUUAUAUCGAAUAUUACAUAGACAUUACCUAAUUGCAUGCCUUGUACAAUCACAAGAGACGUUUUCAAUAUAUUAUUUUUAGCAAGUGUAGUCGUAAAGUUGCGUAAUGUCCUGUUAAAACGUUAAAUCUGUUGUUAACUCGAGGUUCAGAUUACAAGCGGUAAGUGUUGGUGUAUUAUAUCGAAUAUUAUAUACACAUUACCUAAUUGCGUGCCUUGUACAAUCACAAGAGACGUUUUCAAUAUAUUAUUUUUAGCAAGUGGAGUUGUAAAGUCGCGUAAUGUCCUGUUAAAACGUUAAAUCUGGUGUUAACUCGAGGUUCUAGCGUUUGGCGCCAUCUGACCGAGAUUAAACACAUCGACUAAUGUUUUGCUUUUAAAUGAUUAAUGCUUAUUUUUCUGCAUCUGUAGUUUAACCAUGGAAAAUAAGUGGGAGGACAUUUUCAUUUACCUUUUAAAGGGUUCAUACCCUGCAGAGUUAAAUAAAGGGCAGAAGCAAAGCCUAAGGAAAUACUCCUCGAAAUUCAGGAUUCACGAUGGAGAACUACUAUUUGGCAGUCACAGAAGAGUCAUAAAGACAAAGGAGUAGGUUAUGAAUUUAUUUAAAGAAUUCCAUGCCUCACCUAUUGGAGGACAUACAGGAACCUUAAAAACACAAGCUGCCAUGUGUUCACGGUUCUACUGGUAUGGCAUGACAGUGGACAUUGACAAAUGGAUAUCUGUAUGUGACCAAUGUCAACAUUUGGGACCAUCCCUGAAUGCAGUUCAAACUCUGGACUGCAUCAAGGUAUCUGCUGUUUGGGAGCUCAUCGGAAUUGAUCUCACUGGCCCACUCCAAAAAACAUCUACUGGGUAUCAGUAUAUAUUGACAGUCACUGACUAUUUUUCCAAGUGGGUGGAGGCCUUUCCUCAAAAGACAAAGUCUGCAUUGGAAGUAGCCAAAGACCUUUGUACAGUCAUUUAUAGACAUGGCUGCCCUAAGCGCAUACUGUCAGACCAAGGACGGGAGUUUUUCAAUCAAAUCAACAGCACACUUUGUGAGCUGCUCUCUAUUGAGAGGAGUGUUACGGCUGCUUACCAUCCCCAAACAAAUGGGCUUGAUGAGAAAACCAAUGAUAACAUCAAACGUCCAAAAACUUUGGUCUUCUAAAGAUACAGGACAAGUGGAAGCAGUCGUGGGACCAUACAAAAUUUAUGAUGCCUCUUUAAGAACACUAUCGGGACACGGCUGGCUUUCAGAUGAGAUCAUUGAUGCAUACCUGCACUGCAUUAUGAAAUUAGCCAAGAUACCUGUGCAUUGUUUGGACGCUGUACUUGGGUCCUCUGUCUUUCAUCAUGGCCGUUUCAGAGUUGUUCAAAAGAUGAAGUUACCCACAGCCUCAACUUGGAUUUGUCCUGUAAACGUUGGAGGUCACUGGAUUUUAGUGAUUGUCAAAAUGGAUGAAAAAUCCCUCCUUGUGAUAGACCACCUCGAAAUUUUUGGAAGACAAGAAGUCAGUGAAGGCCCGUGGACGAUCCAAACUGCAAAACACAAUCUGCAGCAGGACGGCUCUAGUUGUGGAGUCUUAAUUUUGAUGAGCUCAUUCUCCAAGGUAGAAGUAUCUGCGUUGCUCAAACAGACACAGAGGAGGUCUCAGCCGCAAGAGUCAAAAUUGCAGUUUACUCUUCUGGAAUGCAAAGAUGGUGUGGAAGAUCUCUGUGUUUCCUGCAACAUGUUGCAGUUUGAUGCUGAGGAGGAUUUCACAGAGAUGGUGCAGUGUGACAUAUGCUUAAGAUGGACGCACAAGGAGUGUACCUCUGCAACCCUUGCCUCAGAGCAUUUCAAGUGUGUUAAGUGUGUGUUAAAUGCAUAAUGUUUGCUUCAAA
Molecule: messenger RNA, 4852 nt
Organism: Perca flavescens (yellow perch)
Lineage: Eukaryota; Metazoa; Chordata; Actinopteri; Perciformes; Percidae
Product: sentrin-specific protease-like
Exons: 14
Coding region: 3955-4839 (294 amino acids)
Biological process (GO): proteolysis
Molecular function (GO): cysteine-type peptidase activity
Source: RefSeq, a predicted model, not a curated record